Messenger RNA from Erinaceus europaeus (western European hedgehog), 3526 nucleotides. RefSeq names its product calpain 6 (gene CAPN6). The record is from RefSeq and is a predicted model, not a curated record. Lineage: Eukaryota; Metazoa; Chordata; Mammalia; Eulipotyphla; Erinaceidae. The transcript is spliced from 13 exons. Gene Ontology annotation, biological process: proteolysis. Bases 93 to 2018 code for a protein of 641 amino acids. Gene Ontology annotation, cellular component: cytoplasm. Gene Ontology annotation, molecular function: calcium-dependent cysteine-type endopeptidase activity.
GUGGGGUUUACCUGGUGAAAAGCAGGAGCAGCAGCAGCAGCAGCAGCAGCAGCAGUGGCAACAAGGCUCCUGGGAUUACACAGUUUAGCAUAAUGAGUCCUCCUAUGAAACUCUUCAAAAACCAGAAGUACCAGGAACUGAAGCAAGAAUGCAUCAAAGAUGGCAGACUUUUCUGUGACCCUACCUUUCUGCCUGAGAAUGAUUCACUUUUCUACAACCGACUGCUUCCUGGAAAGGUGGUGUGGAAGCGUCCCCAGGAUAUCUGUGAUGAUCCUCGCUUGAUUGUGGGCAACAUCAGCAACCACCAACUGAUCCAAGGGAGACUGGGGCAUAAGCCAAUGGUCUCUGCAUUUUCCUGCUUGGCUGUUCAUGAGUCUCAUUGGACAAAGACAAUUCCCAACUAUAAGGAACAGGAAUGGGGUCCUCAAAAAUUAGAUAAAUAUGCUGGAAUAUUUCGUUUCCGUUUCUGGCAUUUUGGAGAAUGGACUGAGGUGGUGAUUGAUGACUUACUCCCCACCAUCAAUGGAGAUCUGGUUUUCUCUUUCUCCUCCUCCAUGAAUGAGUUUUGGAAUGCUCUACUGGAAAAAGCUUAUGCAAAGCUUCUUGGUUGUUAUGAGGCCCUUGAUGGUUUGACCACCAGUGAUAUCAUAGUGGAUUUUACUGGCACAUUGGCUGAAACUGUUGACAUGCACAAGGGAAGAUACACUGAGCUUGUUGAGGAGAAGUAUAAGCUGUUUGGAGAACUGUACAAAACAUUUACCAAAGGAGGUCUAAUCUGUUGCUCCAUUGAGUCUCCCAAUCAGGAGGAACAAGAAGUUGAAACUGAUUGGGGUCUGAUGAAAGGUCAUAAUUACACCAUGACUGAUAUUCGCAAGCUCCGUCUUGGAGAGAGACUUGUAGAAGUCUUCAGUGCUGAGAAGUUGUAUAUGGUUCGCCUGAGGAACCCCUUGGGAAGACAGGAAUGGAGUGGUCCUUGGAGUGAAAUUUCUGAAGAGUGGCAGCAAUUGACUGCAACCGAUCGCAAGAAUCUGGGACUUGUUAUGUCUGAUGAUGGAGAGUUUUGGAUGAGUCUGGAGGACUUUUGUCGUAACUUUCAUGAAUUAUAUGUCUGUCGCAAUGUGAACAACCCUAUUUUUGGCCGCAAGGAGCUAGAAUCAAUGGUGGGAUGCUGGACUGUGGAUGAUGAUCCCCUGAUGAACCGCUCAGGAGGCUGCUAUAACAAUCGUGAUACCUUUCUGCAGAAUCCCCAGUACAUCUUCACUGUGCCUGAGGAUGGACACAAGGUUAUCAUGUCACUGCAGCAGAAGGACCAGCGUACUUACCGCCGCAUGGGAAGACCUGACAAUUAUAUAAUUGGCUUUGAACUGUUCAAGGUUGAGAUAAACCGCAAAUUCCGCCUCCACCACCUUUACAUCCAGGAGCGUGCUGGGACUUCAACCUAUAUUGACACUCGUACUGUAUUUCUGAGCAAGUACCUGAAGAAAGGCAACUAUGUGCUUGUUCCAACCAUGUUUCAGCAUGGCCGAACCAGCGAGUUUCUCCUGAGGAUCUACUCGGAAGUGCCUGUCCAGCUCAGGGAACUGACACUGGACAUGCCCAAAAUGUCCUGCUGGAACCUGGCUCGUGGCUACCCAAAGGUGGUUACUCAGAUCACCGUUCACAGUGCUGAGGGCUUGGAGAAGAAGUAUGCAAAUGAAACUGUAAAUCCAUAUUUGGUCAUCAAGUGUGGAAAGGAGGAAGUCCGCUCCCCUGUCCAGAAGAAUACUGUUCAUGCCAUUUUUGAUACCCAGGCUAUUUUCUACAGAAGGACCACUGACAUUCCUAUUGUAGUGCAGGUCUGGAACAGCCGAAAAUUAUGUGAUCAGUUCUUGGGGCAAGUUAUUCUGGAUGCUGAUCCCAAUGAUUGUCGUGAUCUGAAGUCUCUGUACCUGCGUAAAAAGGGUGGCCCAACUGCUAAAGUCAAGCAGGGCCAUAUCAGCUUCAAGGUUAUUUCCAGCGAUGAUCUCACUGAGCUCUAAAUCUCUAUAUCCAGGAAAUCCUGACAGGCCUUUACAUCCUCCUAUUUUCUGUCAGAUAUCAGGUCUUAUUUAAGAUUCCUACAUUCUUUGAAAGAAAGAAACUCACAGUAACUUUUCCUUUAGUCUGAUAAGUUCCCCCAUACCUCCUGUUCCAUGUAGCAUCAGCUACAUAACCUAUAUACCUCCAGUAGCUGGACAGGGGGAGGUGACGAUCCUAUUUGGAGAUCAUACAAAUGCUUGCCAAGAAAAUAUCUCUGGGGCUUCCUGGGGUGAGAUUUAAAGUGGGAUAGUUACAGCAACCUAGAUACUAUAUGAUUUUUUCUUUUUUCUUUUGCUGCUUUGGAGUGCCCAGUAUUUCACCCCUCUAGGGCAUGCUGAGGAAGGAGUAGAGGUGAUCAAGGCCAAGCUGGUCUAGCCUGACAUCACAGCUCCCGAAUAAGCAUGCCAUAUUUCCCAGCAGCAUUUGUACCCAGAAGCCAGAGCUUGCUUUUAAGUCCCCAUUCUUUAUCACCACCACUAGCACCACCUUCUCCACUUCUGUUACCAUCUUCAUCACCAACACCACCAUCACCACCUCUGGGAAGUCUAGUUUUGCCCUAACCUAAGUCACCUCCCACAGUAGGUUUAUACUUUUACUUUGAGGAAGCUUCCUAGGUGCUUAAUCAAGAGCUGGGGUUCAGUGAUGUCUAAAAUUAGUGGGAAGAGCUUGAGCUCCAGCUCAGUUGGAAGCCAGCUGUGUGCCACACAUGGAAAAAGUAGAAGAAGCUGCAGUGGGAGACAGUUUUGUCCCCCACCCAUCCACACACACUACACUCACACAGGCAUGUGGGUGCGCAAGAACUACCAUUUAGACAGUCAGUGGGCAAAAGUAAGGGCAGCUAAUUACUGUACAUCCCCAACCCAACAGAAUGAGAUAAUCCACCUAGGCAUAAAACAGCCAGUUUGGGGCCCAUGACUGCAAUGUGAAACCUCCUGCUGCUCCUCCUAGGUUUAAAAACAAGCCCAUUUUCACGUGCCUCCCAAUAUCAUUGGCACUGAAGACCUUAUUCAGGAGCUUAAGAUUUUUGGGUCCAAGUUCAGACCCCUCAGACUUUUGAUCUUAGUUGGGAAACUUCACUCUCUGGGGGUGUUUGUUUGCCCUCUUGCUUUCUCACAAUUUUACAAGAUUUUCUCUAGUGUCAGUCAUUCUGAAACAUUCUUCCCUCCACGUCAACUACCAGUAGUCUAACCCCUCCUUCAAGGCCCAGAAUAAAUGCCAACUCCUCCAUGAAACCACCCCUUUCAGCCCCAAACCUCAUCUGCAACAAUAUUUCAAUGCUUCUGCAAUGAUUAAAAUUCAUAGUGGUAGUACUUAGGCUAGUUCAGCAAGCAUUCAUUACAAAUAUAUUAUAGUUUGUGUUUUAGCUAGCCCAUCUCCUACAUGUUUUCCAGCCUGUAACUUCUGCAGUGCCUUUACUACACUGCCUUAAUAAUCCAAACCACAAUAAAGUUCACAUUCAACAAACUAA